CACCAACCGGAGUGGAUCCCAGUGUAGUGCAAAUUAUUCGGGCUUACUCCGAAACACUCGGAAAACAUUGAUUGAUCGGGCAUCGAGUGAUUGAUCGGGUGUUGGAAUUGAAUCCCCAUCUAGUGAGGGGGGAUAGCAGAAAAACAACCUAUUAGCGAUGCCCGCGGCCAUUGUGCGACGAUUCGAGCCAAAUCAGUCCAAAAUCAAUUACCGUUGGGUGAUGAAUACGCGUGCUUGCUAAUUAAUCUUCUGUGGUGUGAAAAUCCUCUCCGCAAGCUGGAUUAAAACGGUCAGGUACACCAUUAACUUCCUUUAAGACGCUGGGGACGCGCACUUCCAAGCAACGGACCCGACGAACUUCAAACUCAAAAAGUUUCUCGCGGCAUUCUGGGCCAUCAGCCGACAGCAAUGAUUAUCCGGUGGGCACUGUUGCUAUUGGCAGCGGCGUCGGUUCAGGGGGCUCCCAGAACUGGCAACUUCCAGCUAAUCAUCCUCCACAAUAACGAUAUGCACGCGCGAUUCGAGCAAACGGGCGCUUACGGGAACGAAUGCCAGCCGGCGGAUGUGGCCAGCAAUCGAUGCUACGGAGGAUUUGCGCGGGUGGCACACAAAGUCCGGGAAUACCGAUCACAGGAAGCCGCCGGUGGGCUCCCAGUCCUCUACCUGAACGCCGGAGACACUUACACCGGUACGCCAUGGUUCGCCGUGUAUAAGGAUAACAUUACCGCUUCAUUCCUGAACAUUCUGAAACCAGAUGCCAUUUCUCUCGGCAAUCAUGAGUUCGACAACGGGGUUGAAGGAAUCGUCCCGUUCCUGAAUGAAGUGGAAUUCCCGGUGCUGACGGCCAACCUGGAUCUUUCGCAAACGCCAUCGAUGCAGCAGGCAAAAUCGCUGUUCCCAUCCACGGUGUUCGUCAAGGACGGAGUCAAAAUUGGAGUCAUCGGUUAUCUGACGCCGGAGACCAAGCAGCUCACCGCGACCAAUACGGUGGACUUCAUCGACGAGAUCGUUGCCAUCAACAAAGAAGCGGAAGUCCUCAAAGCCCAAGGAGUAAAAAUCCUGAUCGCAUUAGGUCACAGUGGUUUGGAGCGGGAUCGAGAAAUUGCUGCCAGUUGUCCGGAUAUCGACAUCGUCAUUGGAGGACAUUCGCACACGUUCCUCUACUCAGGAACAGUCCCUGACAUUGAUCCAUCGGAAGGUCCUUACCCGGUUAUGGUGAAGAACAGCGAAGGUCGAGAUGUUCCGGUCGUUCAAGCUUAUGCCUACACCAAAUACCUGGGCUACAUGAAGGUUGAGUUCGAUGCCGACGGAAAGCUGGUGUCGUUCGAUGGCAAACCAAUUCUGCUGAAUGGAGCCGUGGAUCGGGACUCGGAUGUUCUGCAGCUGCUGGAAGUGUAUCGUCCGGGAAUUCUGGCACUGGAUGAGGUUAUUGGACAGACAAGGGUGCUCCUGGAUGCAACCAGAUGUCGAUUCGAGGAGUGCAACAUUGGAAAUAUGAUUGCGGACUCCAUGGUGAUGACCUACACCAUGUCCCGUGAUGAAUCCAGUCAAUACUGGACGGAUGCUGCAAUUGCCUUUGUCCAGGGUGGAGGUAUACGGGCUUCGAUUGAGGUUGGACAAGAUGGCAACAUCACCAAGAAGGAUUUGAAAACGGUUCUGCCUUUUGGAAAUGCAAUCAUUUUGGCUGAGGUCACCGGAGAGACGAUUAGAAAAAUGUUGGAGCGAAGUGUCUACAGGUAUGAUGGAAAGAAUGGCCACGGAGAAUUCUUGCAGAUGGCAGGAGUUCACGUAGUCUACGACUUGAGCAAACCACCAGGACAACGUGUUUCUUCGGUAGAGGUACGGUGCGCUCGGUGCACGACUCCUUCCUUCUCUCCUCUCUACGACUACGACCGGUACAAGAUCAUCAUCAGUCAGUUCCUGUGGGAAGGUGGCGAUGGAUACGACAUGUUCAGCGGCCGUAACUUCCAGGUCCUGGAAUGGGGAGAGUACGAGAUGACUGAAGAAUAUCUGAAGAGCUUCUCGCCCAUCUAUCCGGCCAUCGAGUGGCGAAUCGUUAUGAACGGGGAAGUCGAUCUGGAACAUAUGACUACGGUGACGGAAACACCCACAACAACGGUGGCCGGAAGUACUACCGAGAAUGACGAUGGUGCGGCCGGAGGUCUUAAGGCGACGACGAUUACCGUCGUGGCACUAGCAUUUGUUUGUAUGUUACAAAGAGUUUUUAUGUGAUAGGGGAUAGUGGGGCGUAAAAUGUUUUAACUCAGGUUAAAAAUAGUUGCACUUGCUGUGAAAAGUAUUCCUAUAGGACUAAGUACAAAUGUGACACAAUGUGCUGCAAGUUUUAA
Messenger RNA from Aedes aegypti (yellow fever mosquito), 2348 nucleotides. Its product is annotated as protein 5NUC. The record is from RefSeq and is a predicted model, not a curated record. NCBI's taxonomy places the organism in Eukaryota, Metazoa, Arthropoda, Insecta, Diptera, Culicidae. Bases 409 to 2232 code for a protein of 607 amino acids. Gene Ontology annotation, molecular function: nucleotide binding; metal ion binding; 5'-nucleotidase activity. The transcript is spliced from 5 exons. Gene Ontology annotation, biological process: AMP catabolic process. Gene Ontology annotation, cellular component: plasma membrane.